Molecule: messenger RNA, 1928 nt
Organism: Spodoptera exigua (beet armyworm)
Lineage: Eukaryota; Metazoa; Arthropoda; Insecta; Lepidoptera; Noctuidae
Source: the annotation of a GenBank genome assembly
AGCCAUGGGAUCGUUCUACUUACUAGCAGUCGUCACUGCCGCUUCUGUACUGGGAUGCGUUCUCAGUGACCACUACCACCCCUCCGGGCCAGGCAGUCGCACUAGCUCUGCCAAGCGCGAAGAAAUGGAUUCAAAGUUUUGGAAUGACGAGGCUCAGGCAGGCAUCAAGGCCCGCCUCGAACGCCUGCAGACCGCCAGCAAGGCGCGCAACGUGGUCAUGUUCCUGGGCGACGGCAUGUCCGUGCCCACGCUCGCGGCCGCGCGCGCUCUGCUCGGCCAGCGGCGCGGGGACACCGGCGAGGAGGCUCAGAUGACGUUCGAUACUUUUCCUACUGUUGGUUUAAUAAAGACAUACUGCGUGGACGCUCAGACAGCUGAUUCGGCCUGCAGUGCCACUGCGUACUUGUGUGGAGUGAAAACGAAUUAUGGCGUCCUGGGAGUGAACGCAGCCGUACCGCGAACUGACUGCGAGGCCUCAACCGACUCAACCAAACAUUUGCAGUCUAUCCUCGACUGGGCCCUCGCGGACGGACGAGAUGCUGGUAUCGUGACAACGACGCGAAUUACCCACGCGUCUCCUGCUGGUGCGUAUGCUAAGUCUGCUGACCGAGACUGGGAAAACGACGCAGCUGUUAAGAAGGCCGGCUUCGAUACCAACCGCUGCCCCGACAUUGCACACCAACUGAUACACAACCACCCCGGGAACAAACUCAAGGUUAUCUUUGGUGGAGGUAGAGCCAACUUUUUGCCAAACUCUUUUCGCGAUGAAGAAGGAAUGUUUGGAAGCCGGACAGAUAAUCGGAAUUUAAUCCAAGAAUGGCAACAGGAUAAGAGUGACCGUACCGUGAAGCACGAGUAUAUUUGGCAUCGUGAGCAGUUAAUGCGUGCCAAAAUUGAUUUGCCAGAGUACAUGUUGGGCUUGUUCGAGAGUGGUCAUUUGCAAUAUAAUAUGAAAGCUAAUAAAACAACAGAGCCUACAUUGGCUGAAAUGACGGAGGUGGCAAUCCGGUCUCUGAGUAGAAACGAGAAGGGCUUCUUCCUGUUCGUGGAAGGCGGCCGCAUCGACCACGCUCACCACGACAACUUCGCAGAGCUAGCGCUGGACGAGACGCUGGAGAUGGACAAGGCCGUGGCGCGCGCCGCCGAGCUGCUCUCAGAGGACGACUCGCUUAUUGUGGUCACAGCGGACCACGCACACGUCAUGGCAUACAAUGGGUAUGCGCCACGUGGUAAUGACAUCCUGGGCACUUCUGUAACAUAUGCCAAUUACACGUGGGACGGCAUGCCUUACAUGACACUGUCAUACACUAAUGGACCCGGGUUUCGCCCUCAUGUCGGAGGUGGUCGACCUAACGUGACCGAUGAAGAAGAUUAUGGUACGUUAACGUGGCAUUCACCUGUAGACGUUCCACUGAAUUAUGAAACGCACGGUGGGGACGACGUGGCGGUGUUUGCGCGCGGGCCGCACCACUCCAUGUUCACGGGGCUGUACGAGCAGAGCCAGCUGCCGCACCUCAUGGCGUACGCCGCCUGCAUCGGCCCCGGCAGACACGCCUGCAGCGGCGCCACACACGUGCUGGGCCAGCCUGUCCUGCUACUUGCUGUCUCAAUCCUGUUGACUUUCUUUAGUCUAAGAUGAUUGUACAUCUCACUUAUAUAUCUGAUAUACUUAAUCCGGUUGUGUAUACCCAGGUAUUGUAAUAUUUAAAAAAAAAUAGAUGAGCCACGUUUUCUGAAUCACGGUGUCAAGACUCUCCGUGAGUUGACUAGGUUCGCAAUAAUUAAAACUUUAUUUAGUAGCGAAUAUAGAGAUACAAAACUUGUGACAUAGUUUUACUGUAAUAUCCUCAACCUUGUGACGGUCGUGAGCGCUGCAGAAUCAGUGCGGCAAAGUGAGUUUUAACUAAAAGUCGCGGGUUACUCACGUG